CUAUAAAUUUCGCCGUUUAGUGCAGAGCAACAAUAGUCCUGUGGCCCGACACAAGCUGAGCAUUUAAUUUCAGAUUUACUGAGGGUCGGUUCAGAAUUUGAUCAUGCCUCAUCAGAAGUGGACUUUACUUUUAUGUGGAUUAAUUUUCUCCUUCGUUUUGGAGAACCUCGGAGAAAGAAGACAUCAACCAUGUUUUAAUGACAAUGACCAUGGAUUCAUUAAAGUCCAUCAAAAGAUGCUUCGCGCCCUGCAUGCGCACAGACCCCUGCAUGCGCACAGACACCCGCAUCUACGGCCCGUCAAUCAUGCGGCGAACACCUGCAAAGAUUUCUUGAGCGGGCUUUCCGCUGGGCGCUCAUCACAAGAACUCAGUCAUCGCUCACUCGCCCCCUGGCGGACAAGAACUGUGGAAAAUCAUGAUAUGUACCCCUCAAGAUAUGAGGAAGCAGAGUGUUUGUGCGAUGGAUGCAUCAUUAACGGAGUUGAAAACAACAGCUACAACUCCGUGCCUGUGGAGCAAACCUUUUUAUUUCUGAGGAAGGUCAAGUGUCCGUCUGACCCGAGCAAAUACUCUAUUGAGUAUGAAAAAGUGAACGUGAGAGUAGCAUGCACCUGUGCGGUCCCAAGGUCGUAAUCUCUUAUAGAGAAAAAUACCUACCCAAACUGUAGAGAUUUAUCUCAUUGUGUCGUGUUUGUUUUAAAAUGCAAUUGUUGGAAGUUACAUUGUUCUAUAUGCUUAUAUCAAUAAGCUGAGAAUGUUGCAUGUGUCACAUGAUUUAUUUUUUAGAUUAUAACUUAGUCUUUCUUGAAUGAAAGAUAUUUGUAUUAUUGUAAAACACUACUUUAUGUUGGCUUGUUAUUUAUUUAUAUAAUAAUUUAUUUACUAUUUAUUUCAGUUUUAUAUACAUUAUGCAAACAAAUUAUGGACUUUUAUUUUUUUGCGCCUGGCUUGCCACUUUAUAUCAGGUGUAUAACUCAAUUCACUCACUGCCAGUGAAAAGAAUGGUGAAAUAAGUUUGUGUUUUAAGUGAUAAUAGUGAAAUGUGUUGAAAUGUUUUGUUUUCCUGAACCUUGUCAUUUGCACUGAUUGUAUCAUAUCGAUAAAUAAAUAAAAU
Molecule: messenger RNA, 1115 nt
Organism: Triplophysa rosa
Lineage: Eukaryota; Metazoa; Chordata; Actinopteri; Cypriniformes; Nemacheilidae
Gene: il17c
Product: interleukin 17c
Exons: 3
Coding region: 104-634 (176 amino acids)
Cellular component (GO): extracellular region
Molecular function (GO): cytokine activity
Source: RefSeq, a predicted model, not a curated record